AGAAGAAAGGACUACAAAAAGAAAUUUUAGGUCGACAGGCAAGAAUCAAGGAGACGAACGAUAAAAAAUGUCCUUUCGGUGUGUUUGUUUACUGCUUUUGGUCGUAUGUGAUGUAAUAGAUGCACAGCUGGAUUGCAGCAUAAUUUUACAUGGGACAUAUGACUACAUCGUCGUGGGCGGUGGAACAUCCGGGUCAGUUAUUGCCUCUAGAUUGUCAGAGGAUCCAGACAUCCGGGUCCUUUUAUUGGAGGCUGGAAAAGCGGAUGACGAAACAUUUGAAAGUCACGUGAUCGACACCCCAGGUCUUUCCAACAGCCUCGUCGGAAGCAGUGUAGACUGGAAAUACGAGACAGAACCUCAACAGCAUUGUUGCGAUGGCGUCAAAGACAAGAAAGUCAGGUUAUCACGUGGAAUGGUUUUAGGAGGUACAUCAGCGAUUGAUUCAAUGGGACACAUCAGAGGAAGUGAGCACGUUUUCGACGAAUGGGAGCAGUCGGGAGCAGAGGGCUGGAACUUCACUGGUGUAAAAGAUUUCUACAAGAUGGCAGAGGAUGUGAACAUUAAACGCGUUCCACUGACAACUCACAGAGGACAAUGUGGGCCUGUACACGUUAUGGAACAAAAAGAUGACUCCUUGAGGUAUUCUAUGUUUAAAGCUGGAACGACAGAAAUGGGCUGGCCAGUGGUGGAGUGCAAUAUUGGAGAGAACAUUGGUCUUUGUCGGAGCCAGCUAACAAUAAAGCAUGGGAAUCGUAUCAGUUCUGCAAAAGCUUAUCUUAACCCCGUGAAAAAAAGGGUUAACUUAGAUAUCCAAACAGAGGCAAAAGUUGUAAAGAUCUUAAUUGAUGAGUAUGAUCUCCGAGCAACUGGAGUGAUAUUUGUCUACAAAGGAAAGGAUUACACCAUCAAAGUGCGACAUGACGUUAUUCUGGCCGCUGGUCCCAUAGAAACACCUAAACUAUUAAUGCUUUCUGGCAUAGGAAAACCAGAUCAUUUGUCUGCCCUGAAUAUAACUGUUUUAGAGGAUUUACCCAUUGGAAAUAAUUUACAAGAUGGUUACGUAGUGCCUCUACGGUUGUACGUUAACCUCCCAACAUAUCGACCGGACAAACCCAUGGAAAACGUACAGAGAUGGAGAGAUUACAUCUAUCUUAGACGAGGUGAAUUAGCAGAUGGACUCCUUGAUGCACAUUAUUUUUUGAGAACGUUACCAAGCAAACCAACACGAUAUCCAGACAUUACAAUAUCUGUUGUCAACAUGUUGCCAGAUAAUGACCACUCACUAUUAAUGAAGAUGAACGUGGGAAAACAUUUGAGAGACACUUGGUAUAAACAAGGAAGAGGGAAGAAUGGUGUCUUGUUGGAACUAACUUUAAUGCAUGCUAAAAGUCGUGGAACAGUCCGACUUAGAAGUGCUGACCCCAACGACCCACCAAUCAUAGACCCCAACUACCUAGCAGAGUCUGAAGAUGUGGAGGAUCUACGAAAAGGUAUUGAAUUCAUUCAAAGGCUUGCCAAAACUGGCGCAUUCAAAGCAGUGAAUUCGGAGUUAGAGGAGAAAUUUGCAGAAUGCGGAAAUCACCCAGCCAACUCUCAGGCUUUCUGGAGGUGUUAUAUUCGAUAUUUAGGAUACAGUUCAAACGAACUUGUGGGGACUGCACGAAUGGGUAGACUAGAAGACAAUACUACAGUGGUAGACAGUUCUUUACGAGUAAAGGGAAUAAAGGGUUUGAGAGUAGCAGAUGCAUCGAUAAUGCCACAGAGUACAGGAACAACUCGAGCGUCGGUGAUCAUGAUUGGAGAGAAAGCUGCAGAUAUUAUUAAGAGAGAUUUCAAAGAGUCUAAGGAAAACAUCUAUAAGCCCCAUGCAUUUAUAAAAGCAAGUAAAACAGCAGAAAUGAAAAAUUUAGAUCCACUUACAUCAAGCAUUUAUGACACAAAACAAUCUCUUGUCAAACUUGAGAACACGAAACCUCUAGAUCCAGUGACAUCUCCACUGAACACGGCAUCAGAGACUGAUCUGUUGAGUAUGUUUGAACAACUAGUAAUGGAUCCCAUUACAGAUCCAAGCCCACCUCUAGGAACCGAAGCAGGAAACCUGGGCAUUGGUACUCAUUUAGCCUCGGGGAUCUUAGAUAAAUCUGGUCGCCUUUCGGAGAAUGCUUUAUUACAGAUUGUAGGAGCUUCAUCGGGAUCCACAAAAUCGACAGCAGGUGAAAUAUCUGCUUUGGCAAGCACUCAAAAUGCUGCUGAUCAACCAGCGGAUAAACCAAGUGCGACGGCUAAUUUCGUCAAGGCCGCAAGAAAUACUAUCAAACAGGCAAAGAGUCCACACAUUAAGGAUUCUGCAAGUCCAGAUAUUUUCUCAGAAAUCCAGAAUCUUUCUCUAGAUUUGCAAACUACUUCAAAAAACAAUAAACCAUCUCUUUCACCUAAGGUUAAUACGUUGAGUAUUGAGAGAUCCAAGAUUCCAGCAACUACCAGAAAAAAUCCUGAAAAUUCUAAAGCAGAAGCAACAAAACAAAAACCAGUUAAGAAAAAUGGGAAUUCAAUAGUUAAACAGAAAUCCGCUCAGUCACAUCCAAAAGUAAAACACCGUAUAAUUGAUAUGCAUUCAAUAAUGAAAGGGCAGUCUGCUCCUAGUUCAGUAAAAAGAGUUAUUGAUAUGCAUUCCCUUUUAAAUAGUAAACCGACUGUCUCUGUAGAUGCUACAAAUCCUCAGUUACCGCUUACCCUUGAUGGUGUCCUUAAAGCAAAUAGUGAAAUAAAACGUCCACUGUCUGCUUCCCUUCAGAGAAGUCGUGUGUCUACUGAAGGCACCGAAUCUUUAUUUGACAAUCAUAGAGAAGUGUUCCCUAGCAGGGAGCCGGAUGUUCGAGGUUUUGGAAGCAGUGCUGGUUCACUAAUACCUAAUACUUUACACACGAGAAGAUCAAAUCGCAGGCGAAAUGCAUUAACAGGAAGUGUCUUUCCAUGAAAAAGUAAACUUUAUAACUAAAACAGACUCUUUAACUAAAGGGAGAUUAUUUAUUUGGUGUACAGGAUGACAGAAAUAAUAAAUCAAUUUUAUUGGUGAAAGAUAUGUGUAACAGCUGUUUCAGACAUCUUUUCUGUUUGGUCGGUUUAAUAUUCGUAUAAACAUUCAUAUAAACCUGAAAAGUAGAAAAAAAAAAGUCUUUUAUCUAUGCAUAAUGUUGCCACAAUUUCAAUCAUAAUGAAUUCCAUUGAUCACGAAUGCUCUAUCUUCAAAGACAAUUACAAAACAUGAGUCUUUGACAUCAGGUGUGUGAUUGAACUAAUUAAUUAGUUGUUGUGUUAAUGUCAAAUAGGACUUACCAAUCUUUUGGUUUUUGUACAGUUGUGCAUUUUCUUUGAUUUGUUUACAUAAUUUACAACAGUGCUUUCUGUAAUCGUCACAAAACAACUCGGGUUGGUUCGUGUAAAGACAUUUCUGCCUCCAAGAGCAGUGCUCGUAUUGUCCAAAGUCAUCACACUCCUCACCUUGACCUGAAAUAUAUCCACAAUGAUAUGUAUUGGUAAGAAAUCGUAAACACCAAAUACAAAUAUGUAAUAGGAUGAAGAAAUAAAUUCAAGUAUUUGUCCAGCAAAAUAUGUAAAGGUUAGUAAAAGAUAAGAGACCAUACUCAGUUAAACCCUGCAGUUAUGCCCUACAUGAUACACAUGUAUGAACAUGUCCAUUAGGAUGUGUGACAGACUAACUAUAAGUGAAAAUAGAUACCAGACAAGAACAUAUAUGCUAUAUGAGCUGCUAUGUAACCGUAUGAAAAGAGACACAAAUAUAUCCAGCAUAUAUGCCAAGGUUAGGAAAGAUAGACACAAAACACAAAUAUGUUAGGCAUGAUAUGUAAUAGCUAGAGAAGGACACUAGACACAAUCAUGUCAAAAACGUGACGGUAUGUAAGAAUACACCUCAGAAAGAUAAAUAUUCAACAUGGCAUGUAGAUUUUGAAAAAAAAUAUAUAUAUAUACAUACGAAAAUAUAAUGGAUUGAUAAGAGAAAUACCAGGCUAAAAAUAUACAUGUAUCAAGCCUAUAAUGUUUCUGUAAGAAGAAAAUAUAUACCUUUAGUUACAAAUUUAUAGCUACAUUAAUUGUAAGGGUUAUCAAAAAUAUACACCAUACAUUAAGAUAUCUGGCAUAAAAUGGUACGGUUAGUAUAAAUGAAAGCUAAAAAAAUAUUCUGUAUAGCAUGUCACAUAUACAAAAUAUAACAGUUGGUGAGGAAACGGUAGAUUAUGCAGCAUAAUCAUUUAGUCUCUCGUGUUAAAUCGUUCAUCAUUUCCAGUGCUUACAUAUUUUUUUCAUUUUUAUGCAGUCACAACAAAUUGCAAUAAAUUAAACUAAUUCGUCUUUAAAACUCUUAUUGUCGAAAGUAUUCUCUGCUAACUAUGAUUUUAAAAAAUAUUAUGAUUUAGAGCUUAACGAAAAAUGUUGAUGGGUACAAAUUGAUGGGGAUUCUUAUAACCAUGUAUGCCUUUCUUAUAUGUAGAAUGUCUUUAAUGUAUGGCUCUAUUGACUGUGUUUUUUGUGUAUAAGUUUAUGUAUAGCUGUUUUAUAUUAUCAGUAUUUGAAUUGUAAAUUAAAUGAAUAAAUAAUUCAAAAAAUUG
This is a messenger RNA of Saccostrea echinata, 4628 nucleotides long. RefSeq lists its product as uncharacterized. The record is from RefSeq and is a predicted model, not a curated record. The transcript is spliced from 11 exons. Gene Ontology annotation, molecular function: ecdysone oxidase activity; flavin adenine dinucleotide binding. NCBI's taxonomy places the organism in Eukaryota, Metazoa, Mollusca, Bivalvia, Ostreida, Ostreidae. Bases 68 to 2977 code for a protein of 969 amino acids.